Messenger RNA from Sinocyclocheilus grahami, 2284 nucleotides. RefSeq names its product transmembrane protein 268 (gene tmem268). Lineage: Eukaryota; Metazoa; Chordata; Actinopteri; Cypriniformes; Cyprinidae. The coding region runs from base 528 to 1580 and encodes 350 amino acids. The record is from RefSeq and is a predicted model, not a curated record. The transcript is spliced from 11 exons.
UUACAAUUAGUUUUGCAUUCAUGUAAAGGAGAAAGAAACACUCACAGAGUGAAAGAGAAAGAUCUUACGAGACCACGAGAGGAGCCUGAUGGGGGGGAAAAAUGAGAGAAAGACAAAACAAAUAUGAAGAGAUAAAUAAAUGAGAGUUAAAACUGGGAGGAGCCUAACAAGUAAAAAAGAGCGAAGGUUGUGGCAACAGCAGGCAUGACUGUGAAGAAGCUGAGGCAGACACAAUGAGAGAAAAGAAGAGAUGGAUUUGCUGUCACAUUCACACUCUGUUCUUCAGCAGUUAAGCAUGUUUGCUGUAUUCAAAAACUAGCAAAGCUUGCAGGCUGCAGUGGAGUCAGCUGUGAAUGCUAUCGUGUCUUACAGGUUUGUUGAAAUUGCUGUAAAAGCAUCAAGAUUUGAGUUCCCCGGGUCACAGCGAGAAGCUGACUGCAAGAUUGGUGUUUCCUGUCCUUAAACAGGCAGUGCAACGUGCCAAAAGUGAGACAAACUGAGCCCUGACCAAAGCAGGUUCUGACACCAUGGAGGAGAGGGAGCGGCAGUGUAAUGGAGAGGAAAGAGGUGAUGUUGAAUCCCCCACAGGACAGUCAGUCACGGCAGGAGAACCAAGCACAGCGUCCACAUGGAGGAAUGGUCAGUGUGUGGCGUCUGUGGCCACAUCCACUUGGUUCACUCCCACCUUUGACUUCUCACAUUGCAGGACCCUUCUGGAAACCAAAGGCUUCCAGAUUCCAGCAGAAGACUUUGAGGGUCCACUUCAUUUAGCGCUGGACCACCCGUCCAUCAGAAGAUACCUGCUUUUCAACUCAAGCAUUUUUAAUGUCAUCAUGGCCCCACUCUUGUAUCUGGUGCUGUGGUGCACUGUGUACUCGACCAUUCACAUGCACCUCCAUGGCAGCUCAACGGACUUCUGGGUGCUCUGCCUGUGUGUCAGUCUGGUGUCCGUGAUCCUCACCGCCGCCAUCAACCUCAUCUUCCACUACAGCAACAAAGAGAUCAACAUGAACACAGACGUGCGGUUGGUGGGGGUUAAUGAGCACAUGGUCAGGCACAAGCUGCUGUGUGGGGUGGCUGACUGGGUCCAGAAAUGCAGAGGAAAUCUGCAGCUCUUCUGUGUAUACUGGGACUUGUCCCCAUGUCUGACAUCUCUGACUGAAGUGCUGGACGACAUGAGUUUUGUCAGGGAUCAAGUACAGAACAAACUCAAGAAAAGAAUGUCCCACCUAGUUCUAGUGACCGAGGUCACGACCCUGGAUCCCGAGGCUGGAGCACAGGACGAGGAGCUUCCAGAAGAAGAGCAGCCGCUGCUGGUGGGGGGACGAGAGCGAAGCGCAUCAACUAGUCAACGAGAAGACUCUAAACUCACCAAAAACUUCAGCUUGAUGCCCGACACCACUCUCUCAAAUCAGGCGAUUGCUCAGCAGCUCCUGAUGACCUACAGUGCACUUUAUGUCAGACUGCUGGUAUCAAACAAGCUUCCUGCUCCUCCCCAGCGGCCUUCAGGUGCAGAGAAAAAUCAUUCCGCUUCCUCUCUGUGUCUGUGUGAGUAUGUGGAGCUAAAAGUUCUGCGGUAGACAGAACAUCACUAUCAAAUCUCACAUUCAAAAGUUUUGCUGUCAAUUAUGAUAUAGUCACAGAUUGUUCUUGCUGCUCUUUAUGAUUUUGUCUGUAUACUGAAAUAUAUAUAUAUAUAUUGUUGAGUUAUUGUGGUUUGCUAUUUGCACCAUAUGAUCACAAUGUGUGAAAGAAUGAAGUGCCAGCUGAUUCUUUCCUCUUCCAUGUUAAGUUCUUGUAUUAACCAGACAAACUGACAAGCGAUCAGUCGCACUCGUCCAAAAUCUUGCUCGACAUAGUUGUAUUUUUUUAUUCAUGACAUGAUCUUUAUGAGAUUCUGAUUAACACGUCUUAAUCAGGGAAUCAAGUAAGCGCCUCAACAUGGAUUUUUGCAAAUUUCCAGAUGAUACAGGAUAUGCAAACACGGAAAAAAAACUUGGACUUGAGUUUAGCGGUGGCACUUUACAACAGUUUGUAGUUAUUAAGUUAUUAAACGUACGUUCGGGAGGACUACGCCCAUCUAAUCUUCUAAUUAUUAGCAGGACAUAAAAGCGGCCUCUACUUCUUCCCAGCAUUGGUUCCCAUCCCUCCUCCUCCCCUUCUCCUCCUUUAUGUAUUUUACCUGUGUAAUCAUCAGUAGGCAAAUUGGAGCUCCAGUAGAACAUCCUCCCUGAGCCCCUCCAUAUGCACAGCAAUCGCUUACCACGUAUGCCAAGAUUAUAUG